Molecule: messenger RNA, 1926 nt
Organism: Penicillium argentinense
Lineage: Eukaryota; Fungi; Ascomycota; Eurotiomycetes; Eurotiales; Aspergillaceae
Product: Zn(II)2Cys6 transcription factor domain-containing protein
Exons: 4
Biological process (GO): regulation of DNA-templated transcription
Cellular component (GO): nucleus
Molecular function (GO): zinc ion binding; DNA-binding transcription factor activity, RNA polymerase II-specific; transcription cis-regulatory region binding
Source: RefSeq, a predicted model, not a curated record
CUUGGGCGGGAUUACAAACCGCGCCGACCGGGUGAUCCGGUUCUCCCGGUCAAACUGCUCAGCAAACGGUCAUUCACAACCGCCGAUCGGACGCUCCGUUUCCCCCGCUCUUUGCGCUGUAUCAUGGAUGCCACAGUAUCUCCAAUCAAGAGGAGGGCAUGCGUGGCUUGUACAGCUGCCAAAGCGAAAUGCACACCGCAUGCUGUCAGCCUGUGCCAGCGGUGCGCUCGUUUGGGCAAGUCAUGUACAUAUCUUGACCUUCCACAGACGAAGCGGAAGCACAAGGCUGCACCGAGCCGUAUGGAGAUGCUAGAGAAGAAGGUCGACCAGCUAACGUCGCAGCUGACUGCUUUGACCCGACAGAAUGGACAGUCGUCGCCCGGUACUUCUAAGGCAUCUAAUCUGCCCACCAACGAAUCGUCCUCAUCCCGUGAUCCCGACCCGGCUUCCACAGAUAUUGUCGCGUUACUAGAUGCUGCUCAAGACCCAUCUCACGGGCCCGACCCGCCGACCACCUCUGUCCUGGAGGGCCAGCCGUCCAUCGUAGAUCAAGGGCUUUUGAGCGAAGCCGAGGCUGAGCUAUUGAUCAAGACCUUCCAGCUUGAGUUCGUGCCCAAGUUUCCGUUUGUAUUGCUUACACACGGCGAGACAGCUGCUCGCCUCAGGAACCGGGAACCUUUUCUCUUUUUGUGCAUCGUGGCCGCGACCAUGGGCAGUGCGCAUCCUCUGCGCAAAGUUGUCGCCGAGGAAAUUAUGAAGCACGUUACGCUGAGGAUUGUGGCACGAUCCGAGAGGAAACUUGAGUUGCUCCGUGGUCUUUUGGUUCACAGCGCAUGGUACUCAUAUCCUGGGGAGAGAUAUCACCCGCGACUUUUGUUGCUGAUUCAGCUUUGUGGUUCCAUUUUAUAUGAUUUGAGCUUGCACAAAAAGACUCGUCUAAAUUCGGACGAACAGCGGGCACUGCUCGGUACAUAUUGGCUGUCGGCUGGUCUUUGUGGCACACUUGGCCGACCGAUCACAAUGAAGCAUGAUGGCCGGACCGAUGAGUGUCUUAAGGGUAUAGCAACUACCGAACAUCUAUCAGAUCGAUGGAUUGCGCCGUUUAUCCACCUGCAGUCUUUCUUGGCAACUAUCGAUGAAGUUUACGCUUCGAUACAAGCAAGUGGUGGACAGUCGCUCGUCAAGAUUGCACGCGGAACUCUGCAGCGACAAUUUGAUAGCGUGAGGGCAUGCGUAGAAAGUGAUAUCUCAGAUUUCCCGUCGUCAACAGAGAAUGCAAUACGCACUGAAAUCAAAUAUGCGGAAGUACGACUCGAGGAAUUAUCUCUUCGGGAGGAACUAUGGAUGGGACAUCGUGCCGACGCAGCCCGGACAACCAUGCUGAUGGGUAUGAUCCAGCGAAGCAAGGAGCUUAUUCACAUGAUCAGACAUCUAUCAGUGUCGGAGAUUGCCCAGAUUACAAUACCUACAAGUGCUCAUCUAUGUGCCGCAGUGGGCUACAUUCCCACCGCAGUAUUGACCCUUCUCAAUCUCAUUACUGGCCAAGCGGACUCGGCCAUGGAAGUCCAAGUGCAGGCCGUUAUUGAUGCAGCAGAUUAUUCUAAUAUUGUCACAGAGCUUGCCAACUCGCUGGAGACGAAAUUUGAGGGAAUGUCUGCUGCAGAAAAGGAGACGGACAUUGUGGGGAGUCUUUGCUCUAAAAUGCGGCUGCUAGCACAUUCUUAUCCAUAUCAAAUUAGGGCUAUUGUUGGAACUGCACCGCGUCAAAACGCAAGACAGGAUAUGUCCAUGAUGGCAGUCAAUGGCAACGAGGUUGCUAUGACACCCCAAGCCUGGCCGUCUAUCUCUGGCGACCUGGGCGAUAUGUUCCCUGUCGAUGACACCCAGUGGGAGUCUCUGUUGAGUGAUUUUACUGGUUUUAGCUAG